Messenger RNA from Episyrphus balteatus (marmalade hoverfly), 838 nucleotides. RefSeq names its product adult cuticle protein 1-like. NCBI's taxonomy places the organism in Eukaryota, Metazoa, Arthropoda, Insecta, Diptera, Syrphidae. The transcript has 2 exons. The coding region runs from base 132 to 515 and encodes 127 amino acids. The record is from RefSeq and is a predicted model, not a curated record.
UACUUUGCGAUGCUAAUUUCAGUAUAAAAAUUGAAACAUUUCCAUGUUAAAGUCGUAGUCAAAGCUUCUAGCUUCAAUUGAACAGUUCUUCGCUGAUCUCGCUUAGCACAAAGAAAAUCUCAAUUCUCAAUAUGAAAUUCGUUAUUGUUGCAGUUGUUGUCUUGGCCCUCGCCAUGAGUGUACAAUCCUCUGUUCUCCCAUUGGGAAUUGGUUUGGGAUUGGGUCACCGUCUUGAUGUUGCCGGACAUGGACUCUCAUACACCGCUGUCUCUGGACCAGCUCUAGUUCCACAAGUUGUUGGUCUUUCAGCUUUGGGACUUCCAUCUGUGGCCGUGCAUGCUGGUAUUCCAGCUGCUGUUGCUGUUUCCCCACACGCUGUUGCUGUUGCUCCACAUGUUGUUGCUGGCGGUACUUAUGUUGCCCAGACCCGUGGUGCUUCACAUGUUGCCCCAUUGGCCGGACACAUUAACUCAGUGUCGAGUGUGAAUGUUGCCCCAGCUCCAGGAACUUUGUAAGAAGUUUUUAUUCGUUCAAACAAAUGCCAAAAGAUAAGAAAAAAAAAAGGAAAAUUUUUACAUGAUUACCUGGUCAAGAUGUGUUUUGCUUUUGUUUUGUUGAAGGAAAAAAAAAACAAAAGUAAAACCAAAACAAAUAUAACUUAAAUAAUAAACAAAACUGAGAUAUCCUUUGCUCUGUCUAUCAUCUCUCCGUCUCUGUCCUAUUUUUCUACAUUUUUCAUACUUUGUCUAUCUUUUCUGACUUCAUGAAGCAAACCUUUUUAAGGGAAAAAAAAUAUUGUUUUCUUAGAAUUAAUAAAAAUGUUGAAAAAAAAUAUUAA